Pecten maximus is the source of this 1326-nucleotide messenger RNA. RefSeq lists its product as uncharacterized. NCBI's taxonomy places the organism in Eukaryota, Metazoa, Mollusca, Bivalvia, Pectinida, Pectinidae. The record is from RefSeq and is a predicted model, not a curated record. The coding region runs from base 1 to 1326 and encodes 441 amino acids. The transcript has 5 exons.
AUGGAGUUUGAGAGCUACAAGUCCAAUAUUUCCACCAUCAUCGCUGGAGGGUUUGUCACCUCGGCCCUCACCAUUGGGAGGAAGUUAGGGUUGUUUGACACCCUUACAAAGCUUACCACACCCGUGACCAGUCAGCACCUAGCUGAUCUUUGUUACCUGAAGGAAAGGUAUGUAAGGGAAUGGCUGGGCUGUAUGGUAGCCAGUAACAUCGUCUCCCUAGACGAUGAUGAUAACUACUUCAUUCCUGAGCAUUGUAAACCUGUCCUCGGGGACAUGAACAUUCUUUGUAUCUACCCUCUUGUCAAUGCAAUGACGAAAAGGGCCAUGGAAUGCUUCCGGAAGGAAGGCCCAGAUGGUUACGGAUUUGAAGACAUGCCUACAGAGAUGGUGGAUGCUCAAGAUGGAAGACUGGGGGAAGUAAACGGGCUUGUGAACGCUAUAUUGGAACCGGUACUGGCAAUGAGAGAAUCUUCUGUGUUGAAUAUACUUGACAUAGGAUCAGGAGCAGGAGUUUUUACCCGAGUGCUGGGCAAACGUUUUCCUGGCGCCGCAGUCUUUGGCGUGGACGUUAACGAACUCGCCAUCAAGAAAGCAAUCACUAAACCUGGAAGUCCUUCUAACGUAACUUACCUCCAAGCAAGUGUUUCGUGCUUACCAAGCAAUUGGACAAACAAGUUUGAUUUGGUGUUAAUAUACGGUGUCCUUCACGACCUUUCGUGUCCUUCUGAAUGCAUGUGCGAGGUAUCGCGCGUGCUGAAAUAUGACGGUGUUGUUUCUAUAGCCGAUCCCCACGUACACAGUAACCAUAAGGACAACUCAGGUGACUUCAGUCACGCUGGGAUGGCGUAUGCGAUUAGUUCGGUCAUCUGCCUACCAAGUAGUAUGUCUACAGAGGGCGCUGCUGGAAAUGGUAUUGGUUGGGGCAUUGAGAACAGGGAAGCUUUUCUGUCCGAGGCUGGCUGCGGACGAAUCGUAUCAAGUCCUGGGAUACAUAAGAUUCCAGCGGACAGAUCACAACGAGUCUGUCCAGGAGCUAACAGGGACCCAGUGGACAGAUCACAUCGAGUCUGUCCAGGAACUGACUGGGACCCAGUGGACAGACAUAUAAAGUCUGUCCAGGAACUGACAGGCACCCAGUGGACAGAUCACAUCGAGUCUGUCCAGGAACUGACAGGGACCCAGUGGACAGAUCACAUCGAGUCUGUUGAGGCACACACAGGUGGAGGGAUCAUACGGAGUAUCCCGAGUCUGUUCAGGAACUUACAGCCACCCAGUGGACAGAUCACAUCGAGUGUGUCCAAGAAUAUAGAGCUAGAGGUGCCCUGA